Messenger RNA from Helicoverpa zea (corn earworm), 1540 nucleotides. RefSeq names its product putative inorganic phosphate cotransporter. The record is from RefSeq and is a predicted model, not a curated record. The transcript is spliced from 11 exons. The coding region runs from base 100 to 1488 and encodes 462 amino acids. Gene Ontology annotation, cellular component: plasma membrane. Gene Ontology annotation, biological process: monoatomic anion transport; transmembrane transport. Gene Ontology annotation, molecular function: transmembrane transporter activity. Lineage: Eukaryota; Metazoa; Arthropoda; Insecta; Lepidoptera; Noctuidae.
AUUGUGUCAAGCUGUUAUCGAUAAAAAACCCAACAAACGUUUGACAACACUAUUAUUUAACUUAUGUGUUGAUAGUAUGAGUAUUACGUGAGAAGCAAAAUGAGUGCGGAUGUGGAGAAUAAGAAGCCAAAGGCGAUAUUCGCCAUCCGCCAUGUUCAGACGAUGAUGAUGUUCUUCGCGCUGGUGAUCGCGUACGGCAUGAGAGUCAACAUGAGCAUGGCUAUCGUUGUCAUGACGGACAAAACUCUGGAAAAUUCUUUCAACUGGAGCAUGCAAACCCAGAGUGUGAUCCUGUCAUCAUUCUUCUGGGGGUACAUAGUGCUGCAGAUCCCGGCUGGCGAGAUGGCUGCCAAGUAUGGCGGCAUGAGACUAGUCACUAUGGCUAUAGCUAUCAACUCCUUGGUGUCGCUUACUGUACCCAUGGCUGCUUAUUAUGGAGGGUGGCAGCUGGUUUGUGCUUGCCGUGUCGUUCAGGGUCUCUCACAAGGCUUUGUAGUACCUUGCAUAUACAACCUAAUUGGCAAGUGGACUCCUAUUGAUGAGAAGAGCCGGACUGGUGCCGUAAUUAAUUCUGGAUCGCAACUGGGUAACGCCAUUCAGCUGGUAAUAUCUGGCUUCAUAGCAGACGCUUGGGGCUGGCCAGCGAUCUUCUACGUGAAUGGAGCAAUAGGCGCAGUGUGGGUGGUGCUGUACAUCAUAGUAGGAGCUGAUUCUCCUCAAAAGUCCAAGUUGAUCAGUACAGAGGAAAGGCUAUAUAUACAGACUUCUUUGGGACAGCUUGGAGAACCGAAGAAAUUAAAAACACCUUGGAAGGCGAUCUGGACCUCAGUGCCGUUUAUAUCCCUGAUCGUGCUCCACUGCAGUCAGAACUGGGGCUACUGGACCCUGAUGACUGAGAUGCCGUCUUACAUGAAGAAAGUUCUCGGUGUUGAUAUUAAGGCGAAUGGCAUGAUGUCAGCUCUGCCAUACUUAGCGGUCUACAUUCUGAGUUUCCCAUUCGGCUACCUAUCUGACUACCUUCCUAACAAGAAGUGCCUUACCGUGACUGCAACGAGGAAACUUUCCAACUCUAUAGGAUUUUUAGGGCCAGCAAUAGCCCUGAUCGGCCUGUCAUACGUGCCAGCUGGCAACGUGACCCUGGCUGUAGUACUUCUCACCAUCGUAGUGGGCCUCAACGUGGGACAUCUCACUGGACUUAUGUUGGUACACCUGGACAUGGCUCCUAACUACGUAGGCACACUGCUGGGCAUCACCAACAUGGCUGCCAACAUCAUAUCCAUCAUCGCACCACUAGUUGCUGGAGCUGUGUUAAAAGACGAAACGGAUCCAAAUGAGUGGCGUAAAGUAUUCUACAUAGCGUCGGCAGUAUACAUUGCCGGCAACACAUUUUACCUUAUAUUCGGAACAAGCGAGAGACAGAAAUGGAACGAACCCGUAGAAGAUAAAAAUGAUGAAAUGCCUGAAAAGACUGCCGACAAAAUGGUUUGAAAACUAAAGUUGUGUGAAAUACGUAUACCUACAAAUAAAGCUGUCCAAAAUA